Messenger RNA from Amyelois transitella, 1653 nucleotides. RefSeq names its product piggyBac transposable element-derived protein 4. Bases 1 to 1653 code for a protein of 550 amino acids. The record is from RefSeq and is a predicted model, not a curated record. NCBI's taxonomy places the organism in Eukaryota, Metazoa, Arthropoda, Insecta, Lepidoptera, Pyralidae. The transcript is spliced from 2 exons.
AUGGAAAAUGACGAUCUUAUUGCAAUUCUGGAAGGAGUGGAGAAUGUCGAACAAUUUAUUGCUAUUUCUGAUGAAGAUUCAGAUCUAUCAGAUUUUGAGGACCCGACUACUGAGGAAAGUCAAAACAUUUCUGCUGGAGAAUAUAGUUUUCAAUGGUCGUCCGAAGCCUUCGAAAUUAAAAACGAGCCGUUUGAUGAUUUUUUUAGCGGUAUUUCGCCGUCAAUGAUUUCGUCGGUCUCAUCAGAAUUGGAUAUUUUUUUACAUUAUUGCAAUGAAGCUUAUGUAGAAAAAAUUGUUGAAUUUACUAAUAGUUACCAGCAAUAUGUUGUUAGACAUAUUGAUAUAAAACUUCAUUCAAGAUUAAAAAAUUGGUAUCCUGUAACAGUUCCUGAAAUGUAUACAUUUUUCGCUGUGUGUAUGCUAAUGACAAGAAACAGCCGGAAUACGAUUGAAGAACACUGGUCUACUAACCCAUACUUGCAUUCCGGCAUAUAUGGUAGUCUUAUGUCGAGAAACCGGUUUUGUACAAUUUUAGGCAUGUUGCAUUUCUGCCAACCAGGCCCUAGGACUGAGGAAGAAACUAUAUUGUCAAAAAUUAUUUACCCAGUAAAUCAUGCUCGUCAGACAUUUAAGAAUAGUUUUAUACCAUACGAAAAAAUUUGCAUUGACGAAAGUAUUGUACCAUUUAAAGGGCGACUUCUUAUUAAACAGUAUCUUCCCAAAAAAAGAAAUCGUUUUGGUAUCGAGCUCUUCGUUUUAUGUGAUGUGUUGUCGGGAAUAAUUUUGGAUUUUAUUGUAUACUGCGGCAAAGACACGGAAUUAACACAUUUUGAUAAUUUAGGCGCAAGUGGCUCAGUAGUUGCAACACUUCUAGAAGAAUAUUACGGUGUUAAUAGGAAAUUAUACAUUGACAAUUGGUAUUCAAGUCCAAAAUUGUCUAUAUUUUUAAAGCAACGAAGUAUACAUACAUGUGGUACAGUAAAGCCGAAUAGAAGCGAAAUGCCAAAAUUUAAGAAUUUAAAGAAAGGAGAUAGAGAAGCUUUGUAUUCUGACCCUAUAAUGGCUAUGAAAUGGCGUGAUAAAAAAAAUAUACAUAUGUUAACAACUAUUCAUAAAGACGAAAUGGGGCCAACAGAAAAAAUGGACCUAAUGACUGGUUUGCCUAAACUGAAGCCUGAGUGUAUCAUUGACUAUAAUAAAAAUAUGGGUGCCGUGGAUGCCUGUGAUAUGAUGUUAAGCGGUCUACAAUGCAUAAGAAAAACCAUUAAAUGGUAUAAGAAACUAUUUUUUCACAUCCUAGACUUACAUUUGCUGAAUUCGUAUCAUAUCUUUAAAAUAACUUGCAAAGACGAUUUUAGCCCUAGUUUCAGGAAAUACCAAUUGGUAUUAAUAGAACAGCUUGUUCAGAAAUAUGGUGAGCAAUCAGUUCAUAAAACAUUACCGUCUACAUCUCGUGCCUUAGAACAACCUACGCGAUUCUUGCCCGGAGACGGAGCUCGACAUAUGCCUUCAUACGUUCCCAAACAAAAGAAACUUCGAUGUAAACUUUGUGCUCGAUCUAAAAAACGACGCACCACCAGAUACAUGUGUGCAGUGUGUACAGUGGCACUUUGCGUAAUUCCAUGUUUCCAGCUUUAUCAUAAAAAAAAAUAA